CUGAGAAAAUUAAGAAUGUAGUAAUACUAACUGUAGACAACAAGGAUCCAAUCUCUGAAAGUAGUGCCGGCACAGCAACAUCCGCAGAUACAAAUAAUCCCAUCUAUCUUGGAGGUAAACCAGACAAUAUCACUAAAGGUGUGAGAGCAAAGGGAGAGUAUAAAGGAUGUAUCAGGAAUUUAGCAAUCAAUGGAGAGCGUCAGUACCUUAUUGACGGAGUUGCCUUCGGUAAUGCCAGCACUGAAUCCUGCCCUGCAAAUUAAACGAGAAAAACUUGAACACAAAAAACUCUAUCUAAUGGACAAUGAAUAAUGUUAGAAAUGGCUUUUUUUCUGUCUCUGUUAAAGAAUUAUUGGUUUUAUACUCUAUACCUUUUAAUUUUGCUUUUUAAAUAUUGACCUAUAGUUGUGAAUUAUAAACCAGUACACUGAAAUGUUUUACGUGUAGUGUACAGUAGGAAAAACAUAUACUUGCCAUGAUUAUAAAACAAGUUUUCUUUGUCAGAAUCUACCUCUAAAUUUUGUUUCUAGUCAUAUUUUGUUACUUUAGUGAUGUAUAGUGUGGUACUUCAUCAAAAUAUAAUACUAAUUUGUCAUUGAAAUUUGCUUUCAAGAAAAAAAUAUUGUCAUUUCAUAACAACUAUUUGCACAAAUUUUAUUUCUCUGUACACAAAGAUUUUGUAUUUUACAGUGUUAAGUGAAAUGUUACUAAUAAUAGGGUAAAGUUUUCAUCAUUAUGUGAAGUACUAUGCUAUAUACUAGAUAUAAUUUAGGCCAGUAUCCAUAAUUAUAGUCAAUCAUUUGUAAACAUGAUCUUCUGAAAUCCAUUACUGUAUAGCAUAAUAAUUCCUGCAUAAUACUUAAGACAUGUGUAUUUGUUUCAAUAUUAUAUGAAUAUUAUUACUCUAUUUUUAACUUAACAAUUAAUACGAAAGAAACUAAAUGAUGGCAAAUGAUGAUAUCAAGGGAAUAGAUGAUAUUUUCUAAAGAAUAUAUUUAAAUCACAAUAUAUUUGAAAGCUGAAUAUAUCUAAAAAUGUUCUGUACAAAUUAGAAAUAAAUUGUAAUCAAGUGGAGAAUACAUUUAAACUAAUAUUUAUACUGUUACAAAAUUUUAUAAAAUGAACAAUUUGAUUAUAUGAUUUACUUGUUCCAUGGUAUUUUUUCUAUUCAAUACAUUAUUCUUACACUAUUGUAAUCUGGUUUCUUUUUAAUUUUUGAUAAGAAUUUUAAGAGAUUAACAUAUAGUUGAUAUUAAGGCCAGAAACUAAUAUGUUGAUUUUUUACUUAAAUUUUUAAUGGGAGGGGUAUGUGACAUAUUUUUAAUGGGUGGGGUGUAGUCUUAUAUUUUUACAGGGUGGGGUAUAUUUUUAUUGAAAUUUUAGUUUGUGGUGGGUAAAUGGCCUUUGGUUUACCUUUUUGCAUCUUAUGAAACAUCUUUUUAACUGAAACUUUUGAACCUCAGAUUACCAUGUCAACAGUGAACAUUUAUUUCCGUUUUUCUGGAAAAUUUGGUCUGUUACCAUGGUAAUCUAUACCUGCAGAUUUUUUCUUUGUUUUCUUGUUUAUUUACAUUCUUUACAGUGACAAAACUUUUAAUCAGAUGUAGAAGCACACAUUUUGAAUUUUUAUGGUUUGCCUAUCUCAUCAAUGAUUUUUUUUAUUAUUUUAAAAUUUUCAAUUUUUUUUCAAUGUCUUUGAAAGAAAUUUUUUUUUAAAUUUUAUUUGCAAAAAUUUGGAGUUUCAAGAAAAUAAAAUGGUAAAGUCAAUUUUUUUAAGUAAAUUACAAGUAGUCAAUCAAAAUAUAUCAUACAAUGGAGAAUGUAAUGUAAUGACAAGACAAAAUAAAUUUCUUAAGUAAAA
This is a messenger RNA of Ruditapes philippinarum (Manila clam), 1861 nucleotides long. Its product is annotated as laminin subunit alpha-1-like. The record is from RefSeq and is a predicted model, not a curated record. Lineage: Eukaryota; Metazoa; Mollusca; Bivalvia; Venerida; Veneridae.